This is a messenger RNA of Lampris incognitus (smalleye Pacific opah), 2136 nucleotides long. RefSeq names its product mical-like 2a (gene micall2a). Gene Ontology annotation, molecular function: protein binding. The transcript is spliced from 15 exons. The record is from RefSeq and is a predicted model, not a curated record. Lineage: Eukaryota; Metazoa; Chordata; Actinopteri; Lampriformes; Lampridae. Bases 1 to 2067 code for a protein of 688 amino acids.
AUGGCCGCCAUCAAGGCUUUAGAGCAGUGGUGUAAGACCCAGUGUGAUGGGUACCGAGACGUUAAAAUCACCAACAUGACGACUUCGUUCAGGAACGGAAUGGCCUUCUGUGCUCUCCUUCACAAGUACAGACCGGACCUGAUAGACUUUGACUCACUCAGCAAAGAGGACGUAUUUAAGAACAACAGUUUGGCAUUCAGAGUCGCUGAGGAGAAACUGGGGAUCCCUGCGUUACUGGAUGCUGAAGACAUGGUAGCUUUAAGGGUCCCAGACAGGCUGAGCAUUCUUACCUAUGUUUCCCAGUAUUACAACUACUUCAAUGGACGUCCUCCCACUGGAGGUGUGAAAAGGCCAGCAGAGGGCUCCAAGGAGGAGCCGUCUGAAAAGAAGAACCUCCCCGUGACUGCCAAAACCUUUGUGUCUAAAACGGCUGUUGAGAACCGUGUGCCCCCCACUCUCAUAGCUGAGACCUUGCCCACACUGACCAGAGCUGCUGCUCAGAACACAGUCCUGUCUGAAAGCUCCAAUAAAACAGGAACUCUCAAUAGUAAGUGUGCUGCAUGUAAGAGCCAUGUUCAUCUGGUCCAAAGGCAUUUUGUGGAUGGGAAGCUGUAUCACCGAGGCUGUUUCAAAUGCAGCGAAUGCUCCAGCUUGCUCUACAUUGGCACCUAUAAAGCCGGAAAGGAGCCAGACACUUUCAUUUGUAGCACUCGCCACAACAGCCAGACUAACAACAAGCCCUCCUCCUCUGGGGCUGUGGUCAGAAAUGAGCCCAUCAGUUGCAUUGUGCGACAGAACGGUGACAGCCAAAGCCAUCCUGCCUCACGUCCCUCGUCCAUGCUGCUAUCCACAACUCCGGUGGAUAGCGUUCCAAAGCCAAUCAACCCUAUCCCAAUGUCCUGGACGACCUCAGCCCAGAAGACACAGGCAGCCCGGCAGAAGUUCUUCCAAGCUGUCCCUCCAGUUGCGGAGGCCCUGGCCAGUGACGAGAAGCCCCCUAGGGUGUCACAUGUCUCAGGGCAACCAAAGGGCCCCAUGGGCUCCAAUGAGAGGAGCAGAGCAAAGCCGGCGAUUGACAGGAAAUUGACAGAGGGAAACUGCAACAAUAACAACACUUGCAACUUCACCAUCAGACCAGCGGAGAGAAGAAGCCCGGAAGCCGGCGAUGGACAAGCCACUGCCACACAACAUACAGCUGAACACAUCCUCAAACUUUCCUCCAGUUCUUCCCAUAGUGUGACAACGUCUUCUUCAACCCCAGCACCUCAAGUAUUUCCAGUUAGCUCUCACUACCGGGAUCCUCCUCCCCAGAAAACUCAACUUGGCUCAGGGAACCAUGGUUCAGAGCACGAGAGUUACACACCUAUGAAAGCCCCAUCCAGAUGUCCAACUGUGGAGUCUGUUGGCUCUCCUGCGUCCGUCCCAGCUGAUCAGGAAGAAUUGGUCACUUGCCCUUCAGCUUCUAAAAAGGGAAGGAAUUUGUCACCCACCAACGCCUCCAGGUCUGAAAUGAGGUCACCCUCUAUUAAGUCUCAUCACAUUCCAGUAGACCAGAUAGUGAAGGAGCUCAAUGAUAUUGAGAUGAAGUUAAGCAACUUGGAGAAAGAGGGAGUAGAGCUGGAAAAGAAGCUUCGUAGCUGUGAGGAAGAGGGAGAUGGUGAUAUUUUGAUGGACCCGCUGAUGGUUGACUGGUUCAACCUCAUCAGAAGGAAGCAGAUGUACAUUAGGAAGGAGUCGGAGCUCGUCUACAUCGCCAGGACUCGAGAUCUGGAGCAGCAGCAGCCUGGUGUGGAGGGGGAACUUCGAAGGCUGUUGGAGAAACCAGAUCAUUUAAAGUCGAUGGCGGAGAGACAGCAGGAGCAGAAGCUGAUGGACAGACUGGUGGAGAUUGUGGAUGGGAGAAAUGCCAUCGUGGAGGGUUUGGAUGAAGACAGAUUGAGGGAAGUUGAAGAGGAUGAACAGUUAUCUCACAUGAUGCAGAAUCUUGGAGUAAAGAAAUCCAAACAUAAGAGGAAGUCGUCCAUGUCAAAGCUGUUCAGACGAAGAAGUAAAAGAGUAGUGGAGUGAUAACACCUGAGAACACGGUGAUGUGGGUAUUUGCUGUGUAUUUGUCAUUUUAAUGGUGUCUGAUUUUCA